This is a messenger RNA of Penicillium coprophilum, 1416 nucleotides long. Its product is annotated as Zn(II)2Cys6 transcription factor domain-containing protein. The transcript has 2 exons. Gene Ontology annotation, biological process: regulation of DNA-templated transcription. The record is from RefSeq and is a predicted model, not a curated record. Gene Ontology annotation, molecular function: DNA-binding transcription factor activity, RNA polymerase II-specific; zinc ion binding. The coding region runs from base 1 to 1416 and encodes 471 amino acids. Lineage: Eukaryota; Fungi; Ascomycota; Eurotiomycetes; Eurotiales; Aspergillaceae.
AUGGCUGACCGCAGAGCAGUCCGGCUCCGGGCGUCCUGCGACGCCUGCAACGAGGCCAAGGUGCGCUGCAAUAAAGUAAAGCCUCGCUGUGCACGCUGCGACAAGCAGAGUCUCCCAUGUAUGUACGGUCUAUCGCGUCGCAGCCACAAAGAUGCUCCACGGAUCGGGGCGUUGCAGGACCCAGCAGCAGUUGCAGCGGCAGCGGCAGCGGCAGAAGCAGAAGCAGAAGCAGAAGCAGAAGCAGAAGCAGAAGCAGAAGCAGCAUUCUGCGCACCCCCGCCCAGCAAUCCCAGUCACAGUCACAAUCACUGUCACUGUCACGCGCCACCUCGUACUUCAGGGACUACUUCGCCCACGACAAUACCAGGAUUCUCACGCCGGGAGCUCGCUCAGCCGGAUGGCGGCCCCUUUGCCUCGCCCGGCAUGCCUUUGUUAGGACUAGGAUCUUUGCCUUUCCACACUGAUGCCUCGCAUGUUCUCGAUCUGUGCAUUGACCACUUUCACGCCCAAGAUAACGACGCCAUGGACCUCGAUACAGCGCUGAAGUCUAUGGGAGAUAUGUUUCCUAUGGCUAUGAACGACACUCCUUAUCAAUGGCAGAACAUCCCCAGCGGCAAUCCCACUGCAGAGCCCGUGUCCUCUCCGGGUAUAGAUGCUAGCGGGACCUGGGACCCCCUGGUUAGUGAGCCCCAGCACGGAAAUGGAGGUGCAGCAGCGGACUUCACCAUCCUCAAAGACACGUCAACACCACAUGCAUGUAGCUGUUUAUCGGAGGUGCUCAAGCAGCUCACUUCUAUGCCGCUGAGUGCCUCAGACGAGGACAGCAUGGCCUCAUUUGACAUCCAGCUAUCCCGGCUCAGACGUGCCGUGAAAGUAGCAGAAGCCUGCAUCGGCUGCAGUUGCAUCGCGCGAGAUGAAAUGACUAUCUUAUUAAAUAGUAUCCUCAUCGGCUGCGCCCUGCAAGACUUCGAGAAGACUCUCUCAAAAUUGCGCCUCGACACAACGCAGCGAGCCAGCUACAACAACGGCGACAGUAGCCUGCCUGCAAGCCAGCAGCAGCAGCACGACAUCUUUAAGGCUACCAGUAGUACCAAUACCAAUACUGUACCCCCAAAGCUCUCGUGGGGCGUGCUCCAAAUCGAACCAGACGAGGAAGAAGAACUGAAAGAACAUAUGUGGCUGCUGCAAUUCCGAAAGCUUGGCCGUGUGUUGAACGUGUUUAGCUCUUCCUUAGACCUUCUUCGCAGUGCAGGCUCACAUAGUGCCAGUGGCUCGUCCACGCAUGCCACGGCCUGUCGGUGUAUCCAUAUGUGGCUGGUGCAGAAGGCACAGCGUAUAAGCAGCCGUUACGAGCGCGAGCACGAUACAUCUAGACCUCCCUCGUCGAUGGACGCUUUUCAUUCAAUCAAAGAAUAG